GUCCAGCUACUUUUGCUAGCAACCAGCAAAAACGAAAAAACCAAAAUUUUUAACAACAAUCUAACUGAAAAGUUAUAAAAAUCUAAUUCAAAAUUACGGAAAAACUGGAGAAAAUGGGUUCUGAUGACGCUAGCACCGUUUCUAGCGAUAGUGGCGAACGGGGUGAACGUAUACAGAGGGGGUUUCAAAUAAACUAUAUGAUUUUACGUGAUGCUGACUCAGGUAAGGUCAUCUGGCAAGAAAAUAAAGAUUUUUCAUCACCAGAUGCCGAACAUGAAGCCCGUGUACCCGUCAAAAUACUAGAUUUAAGGGCCGUUUCACGCGAGAUCAACUUUAGCACCAUUGAGGCGAUGGAAAACUUUAGACUCGAUCAAAAGGUCUUAUUUAAGGGACGCAUUAUGGAAGAGUGGUUCUUCGAAAUGGGCUGGGUGGGAGCGAAUACGACCAACACCUGGCAGUCGACCAUUGAAGCCGCACCCGAGUCACAAAUGAUGCCUGCUAAAGUCUUAAACGGAAAUGUCACCAUUCAAACCAGUUUCUAUGACAACGACACACUCAUCACCAAAUCCGUGGUACGACUUUAUUAUAUUUAACUUAAUUAUGGACAUGUAAAGAUAGAUGGAGAUAAUGCGAGCAUAAAGUCAAGAAGCUGAAACAUUUGUUCUGCAGUAACAAAAAAAGAAAUAUGAAAAGACCUCAAAAUAAACGCCCACACAUUUUACACACAACACCAAAUUCCAUAUAUGAAAUUUUGUUGUCAUCAUUAAUAAAUCAUCAAAGUUGUCAGAGCUGUUAAGGAAUUCAAAUGUGAAUUAAGAAAAGAAAUCCAGUGUACGAAGAUUCUGAAAAAUAAUGAAUUUUAGUUUAAAAAUUAAAGGAAUUCAACACUGAACGAUUUUGUUAAAAUAUUAACAUUUGUUGGGAUUUAAUUCUUUAAUAGUUCUGUUAAAAUCUAUAUUCAAACGAUCUCGUACAAAUAAUAAAAAUAUAGAUAAAUUGUCAAUAUUUAAAAAAAAAAAAUGUACUGUUAGUGCCCAUGUAUGUAUCAGCUUUUAAUUCAAGAUGCUGAGUUCUUUUGGUUAAAAAAUUGUGUAUUUAUUAAAAUAUGAUAUAUUUUUUCAUGCAUUUCGUUAUUAUUAAUAAUUUUCAAUACGUAUUCUACUAAUUAUAAAAAUCAAUAUGGUUGCAUUUUCAUGAAUAUAACCUUUAGAUAUGAUUACCAUUGCCAUAAAACUAAAUACAGAUAGAUAUAUUAUAUUGUUCUGAGAUUUGAUUUUAUAAUUCUACUCCCUAUUUAGAUUCAAUGGAUUUAAGUCAGCAUGUUAAUUCUGACUAAAAACCUGCAGAUCUAUUUAGUAUGGGAACAGAGUUAAUAUGUAUUUGUUUAAUUUUAUUAACACUGAUUUUGUUUUUAACUAUAAGAAGCAAUUAAUAAUAAAAUAGUUAUAUAAAUAAAUUAAUAUUAUAAUUAUUUAUUAAUAUACAUAUUUGUUUCCUUAUGUAAACUAAAAAAUAAAUAAAUAAAAAAAUUAUUCUCAAAAUAUAUAAUUUAUGUUAACCUAAAAAAUAAA
Messenger RNA from Calliphora vicina (urban bluebottle blowfly), 1571 nucleotides. RefSeq names its product Prenyl-binding protein (gene PrBP). Gene Ontology annotation, biological process: sensory perception of light stimulus. Gene Ontology annotation, cellular component: cytoplasm. NCBI's taxonomy places the organism in Eukaryota, Metazoa, Arthropoda, Insecta, Diptera, Calliphoridae. The transcript has a single exon. The record is from RefSeq and is a predicted model, not a curated record. Bases 114 to 593 code for a protein of 159 amino acids.